UUCUUUUAUAGGCCUUAUCUUAAAGCCAAGAAUAAUUGCCCAAAUCCUCCAUCUUCUAAAUCUACUAUUAGACCCAAAAAGGAUGUUGCCAACCAUGUUGCUUUGCCUGUCAAAGCUACAAAACCCAUCAGCAUUAAACAUCAGCCCAGACCUGCCAUUAUCCCAGGUUCCCGGAAGCCAAAGUUGGAGCCACCAAAACUUCUGGGCAAAAGGCUGACUUCAGGAUGUGUUUCUUCUCUCCCAAACUGUCAGCCUUCCAGCAACCGUCAUCAACAGCACAAAGCUGGAUCAUCCUCUGGAGAGCUGUUGAGGAAAACUGUGGGGUCACUUCAUCUACAGGAACUGAAAGCUGCAAAGCAGCAGGUGACAGAUCAAGGAAAUACUGCACUUACAGACUCUGUGGACAAUGACCGUGGUGAGGGUGAGUCCUCACACAACUUUCUAAAAGAGGUGAACAAAGAGAACUUGUCCCAAACUGUACUGGACUCUGAGAAGACACCACAUCCUCAAUUAUGGACCAAAAAUGAGCCAAAGACUAGCUCUUAUAAUCAAACCAAGAGCAGUUUGGCCCCUAAACAAACCUUAGGUAAAAGUUCAUUGAAUCGUGCUGUUCUGAAAGACAGAGCUAAUAAACAAUUUGUUGGAGAAGCACAAACCAGGAUUCCACCAGGAAAGUCACAGCAGCUCCCUAGAGGAACAGCUCUUGCAAAACUAGGAGUAAAAACCCCAAAGACAGCUCCCUCUCACUCUGUUCAGACUCUUAGUAGGACUCAAGCAGCAAAGAAACCAGGGAUCAAGGACCUGAAGGAUAUAAAUAUUAAUAGGGGUAAAUAUGAAAGACCAGGUGCAGCCAAAUUACAGUCACAUGCUGCUACUGAACAAAAAGCAGUACAUACCAGAUCCAGGACAUGCCCCAGUCUGCUUCAAGGAGGACCUGACUGCCUUAAGCAAGACCAGAAACCCACUCAACCUUGUUCUAGACCUCAGAUGUCAUGUGUGCAGCAGAAAUCCAAAGCUGUGAGCCAAAGGCCUACCCUGGCUGUUGGCAGCUUCCCUUCAGUCAUUCCCAAUACCCCAAGCAUAAGAGCAAGUACAGCCAAGGGGAAUAAACACAGCAGUAGCUGUCAACAGAAAGCACAGACCCUGGACUCCAAGUUGAAAGGGGCUCUUCCCCAGAAUCCCUUUCUAAACAAGACAGCUCCCAAAACUCAAGCUGGUGGCACAGCCAUAAAUGGAAGAAGAGUCCCAAAUGGGACCCAGACUAACCCGGAUGUUAAGAAGAAGAUCACAGCAGAGGAUCGAAGGAAACAGCUGGAAGAAUGGCAGAAAUCUAAGGGGAAAAUGUAUAAGCGGCCUCCAAUGGAACUUAAAACAAAAAGAAAAAUAAUAGAGGAAAUGAAUGUUUCAUUCUGGAAGAGCAUGGAAAAAGAAGAGGAAGAAAGGAACGCACAGCUUGAACUGUCCAAUAAAAUUAACAGCACUCUGACCGAGUGUCUGCAGCUCAUCGAAGGGGGUGUACUUUCUAAUGAGGUAUUUACCAUAUUGUCUAGUAUACCUGAGGCUGAAAAAUUUGCUAAAUUCUGGAUCUGCAAAGCAAAGUUCUUGGCAAGUAAAGGCACCUUUGAUGUUAUUGGACUGUACGAAGAGGCCAUUAGAAAUGGGGCAACACCAAUACAAGAGUUGCGGGAAGUUGUUCUUAAUAUUUUGCAAGACCAAAACAGAGCCAGAGACGGAAUUACCUCUGAAUCUUUGGUUGCUGAAACUACUAUACCACCCAUAGAAGAGCUGGCCAGGGACAUGGAAUCUGGAAGAAAGUCUUGUCUUUCUCCAAAAGAGAGAGAACAGGUCCCAGCAACACCCCAAAUAACCGUGGCAGAACAGGAUAGGCACCCUGGUAUCAAAUUACAGGUCGCCCCCAUCCCCAGAAUAAGCGGGAUGCCGGAAGUGCAGGACAUGAAGCUAAUCACUCCCGUACGGCGCUCAGUGAGGAUCGAGCGAGCCGUGUCCCGCUAUCCGGAGAUGCUGCAGGACCAUGAUUUAGUGGUGGCUUCUCUCAGCGAGCUCUUAGAAGUGGAAGAAACAGAGUGUUUUGUAUUCCAUAAAAAUGAGGCUUUGCCUGUAACAUUAGGGUUUCAAACCCUUGAAUCAUAACUUCUUGCGCCUCCAUGAGUCAAGAAAUGCCCUCGUCCAGCUGACCUGGGAGAAACUGUCGUGGACGCAAACCAGGACUUGGAAAGUAGCUUGCAAGACUCGCUCUCAAAUUGUCUAUCUCACACAGGAUAACCUUGGCUUGUUUGUUUAAGGUUGUCAUUUGCCAGUUUCACAGCAUCCAGAAAUUUCACACUAUUGAACAUGAAUUAAUCCCACAAGUAUGGUAAGGACAUGGAAGGUUGGUGUCACAGUAAGACAGACCUUCCUCGCUGUGUCCACCUCAGUCCUCCCAGCGUGGACGGUCUGAGCUCAGGUCAUGUGGGACAUGACAGGCCACCUGGUCAGUUCCCCUCAUUUUACAGAUGAAUUUAUACUCACCAUGCCUUUGCUCAGCAACCAUAAACGGUUUACAUAUGACCUUUGCCUCUGUCACCGUGUCCUUGUGACGAGGGGUACGUCCUUUCUCUGCCAGAUCUCCUCGUGAAACAAACAAUCCUGGAUUGGGAUGGUCGUCGAGUUUUUUAUAUCCAGACCUAAUUUUUGCAUUUGUUAUUCAAAAUGUUUUAAGUAAAGGCAAAAAUGGGAGCAGGUGGGGAAGGAUGCUUGCUUUUGCACUUCAGUUCUGUGCUCUGCCAGGGAACCCCCGCCUAAAAAGGCGGUGUGAGCCUCAGAGACUCUAUGGGUUGCCUUUUCUUCCUUCUGAGCAACUGCUCUUGGGAAGGUAAAAUCUGAAUCACUGUAAAUAUAAUGUAGAGAACCCGGUUCAACAGCUUUCUUAAUAUUUAAGUAUUAACCAAAAAAAGAACAUUAAAUUUUGUUUAUUCCUGCUUCA
Messenger RNA from Myotis davidii, 2983 nucleotides. RefSeq names its product cytoskeleton associated protein 2 like (gene CKAP2L). The annotation marks the transcript as partial. The record is from RefSeq and is a predicted model, not a curated record. Gene Ontology annotation, cellular component: mitotic spindle; cytosol; centrosome. NCBI's taxonomy places the organism in Eukaryota, Metazoa, Chordata, Mammalia, Chiroptera, Vespertilionidae. The transcript is spliced from 7 exons.